Molecule: messenger RNA, 1967 nt
Organism: Oncorhynchus keta (chum salmon)
Lineage: Eukaryota; Metazoa; Chordata; Actinopteri; Salmoniformes; Salmonidae
Product: iroquois-class homeodomain protein irx-4-A-like
Exons: 6
Coding region: 1-1332 (443 amino acids)
Biological process (GO): regulation of transcription by RNA polymerase II; cell development; neuron differentiation
Cellular component (GO): nucleus
Molecular function (GO): DNA-binding transcription factor activity, RNA polymerase II-specific; RNA polymerase II cis-regulatory region sequence-specific DNA binding
Source: RefSeq, a predicted model, not a curated record
AUGGCUUACCCGCAGCUAGGAUACCCCUAUUCACCCACACACCAGUUCCUCAUGAGCACGAGCUCUUUGGCCAGCUGCUUCGAGCCUGGCGGAAGGUCUCUCCUGGACUCAGGUGUGACGCAUCCCUCUCCCCAGCCUCUUCGGUGCCCAGCGUACGAGAGCAGGCUGCUCGGCUCCCCGGGCCAGGAGAUACCAACCCCGGCUAUAGGUCUGGGUGUGUAUGGAGCUGGCUAUGGAAAGAGCCAAGGGUACUAUGGCACCUGCGGAGGCGACGCAACAGCUCUGUAUGCCAGGGGAAACUUGGAGUCCAAAGAUGGAGCGUCUGCACAUGUGGGGGCCUCUCAAACCCCUGCAUACUAUCCAUAUGAUUACGCAUUUGGGCAGUAUCCAUAUGACCGAUAUGGGUAUGGGUCAUCUGUGGACAGUGCCGCAGCACGGAGGAAGAACGCUACCAGGGAGACCACCAGCACUCUGAAGGCCUGGCUGCAGGAGCACCAGAAGAACCCGUAUCCCACCAAGGGAGAGAAGAUCAUGCUGGCCAUCAUCACUAAGAUGACACUUACACAGGUGUCCACGUGGUUUGCCAAUGCACGGCGGAGGUUGAAGAAGGAGAACAAAGUCACAUGGUCACCACGAGCCAAUAAAAGCUCUGAUGAGAGGGGCUGUGAAGAUGACAGUGAUGGUGUGGAGGGAUCGCAAGAGGAGGAGCCAAUCAAACGCGAGAUAGAUGUUGAUGACUCUGUAACGGGGAGGUGUGUGGACCUAAAACAGAGUGACCUGGAGGACUUUGAUCUGCUGGAGUCAGAUGGUUCUGACUUCGACCCUAAACACCCGUUUCACACCAAAGACACCCCAGUACACACACCACCGGACCAGCGCCACCAUCCCAAAGACCCUUCCAACAGCCCACUCACACAUACCCCAGACACACUCCGACACGGGAAUGAACGAUUGCCACAGUCAGCAGAUUGCCUCAAAAACACACCAGACCACGACCGAAAUACCAACUCAUUCUACACUCAACGGGACCUGCGAAGUACAGAGAGCAGCAAACCUAACAUCUGGUCCAUUGCACAAACUGCUGCUAUCCAACCUGAGUUCCCUCCUUGCAUGCACACAACCACCCCCAGCGAGGCCCUCUCCCCAGGGGGGUAUCUGACCGAAGUACCCAAACUGAAGGUGAGGUCGGCUGAGCAGCAGGACUCGCCAGUGGCUACUCUGAGAGAUUGGGUGGACGGGGUCUUCCACGACCCCCUGUUCAGACAGAGUUCCUUUAAACCUGUGCUGUCCAAGUCAGCCAUGGACAGGGUGUGGAUUGGGUUAAAUGGAUAGGCGAUGGAAGGCAGAACUCUGUUGAACAUGUUACCUCCUCUUUGCAGUAUGUAUCGACUUCCUUAGAGAGACAUACAGAGACUGCUAUCCUCUCACCAUUUGAAUGAACUCAACCUGAGCAGAAGGCUAUCUGAACUCCUUAUGAUACUACAUGCUUCCAUGCCUUUUUUUGUUUUAGAAAAAUGUCAAUACAUGAAUGCACAUAAACGGCAGUAUAAUGACGUUAUAAUGACAAACAUCAGAACAAUGACGUUUUGCAUAAAUAUCAAAUUCAGACUACUUUCACUUUAAAUGCAUUUUUAAAUGAGUGGAAAAAAGAGGGAUUCAAUCCCUUUGGACACUAAGAAAAGCAAAGUAGUAGCCUACCCAUUCUCCCAGUAAAAUGAUCCCCCACAUUCAACAGAUUAAAAAGUUCUGGAUUGUUGAAUCACUAAAACACACUGAUAAUAUGUUGUUUUAUGAUCUGGGAAGUGGGGACACAGAGUAUCCUAGUGGUGUACACCUUUUCCAGACCUCUUAUAAUAACCUGAAGCAUGACAGCACAAUGUUUCCUCUUAAACCAAGUAGUGCAUAAUAUACAGUAUGUUUUGCUUAUGAUCACAUCUGUUAGACGUAUUUCACACUUCUUGCACUAA